AUGACAUCGUAAUCCAUGUCGACAGGUGAACAACAUUUUGGUAGCGAAACAAUUAAUUCCAAGUGUAUACCCUAACAAAUAAUCAGUUCACCCGAACGAGCGAUUGAUUCAGUCAUUUGCAAUUGAACUAGUCAGUUUGUACACAGCCGAGAUAUCGAUUUACUUUGAAGAGGAAAAGCGACCCCCGAUUUCGACCCCCGCAAUUUCCAGCGCCGUGGGAGAAAAUUGGCAUAGUAGUAGUAACGAUUAGUCCUUCAAGAAUUACGCUCCAGUCGGGUAACAUCAAGGUUCAGGAAAAAUCAAAUCACUGCACGAAAAGCCAAACGAGGAACUCGUAACGCAAAACGGGACUUAGAGCGAGUGAAAGUGCAAAUCGUUGAAAAAAUUCCCUAACCACAGCCUCCUCCAGCCAUAGCCAGCUCAGCCCCAAAGCGACCACCAGCACCGCCAAUACCAGCACCCACACCAACGCAAGUGAAAAGUGCACGCCGCCAACCGCGUCGACUUCGACAAAACAAAACUAUCAGCAGCAGGUAAAGCAGCUAAAGCAGCAAAAGCAGCACCAUGGCUUUCGCCGGACUGAAGAAACAAAUCAACAAAGCCAAUCAGUAUAUGACAGAGAAGAUGGGCGGUGCAGAGGGCACCAAACUGGACAUGGACUUUAUGGAGAUGGAACGCAAGACGGAUGUGACUGUGGAGCUUGUGGAAGAGCUGCAGUUAAAAACUAAAGAGUUCCUGCAGCCAAAUCCAACGGCGCGCGCCAAGAUGGCCGCCGUCAAGGGCAUCUCGAAGUUGUCGGGCCAAGCCAAAUCGAAUACGUAUCCACAGCCCGAGGGCCUGUUGGCCGAGUGCAUGCUGAUGUACGGGAAGAAGCUCGGCGAGGACAACAGCGUGUUCGCGCAGGCGCUCGUCGAAUUCGGCGAGGCUUUGAAGCAGAUGGCCGACGUCAAGUAUUCGCUGGACGACAACAUCAAGCAGAACUUCCUGGAGCCACUGCAUCAUAUGCAGAUGAAAGACCUCAAAGAGGUUAUGCACCAUCGAAAAAAAUUGCAGGGGCGGCGGCUCGACUUCGAUUGCAAGCGUCGCCGGCAGGCAAAAGAUGAUGAAAUUCGUGGUGCCGAGGAUAAGUUUGCCGAAUCAUUACAAUUGGCACAGGUGGGCAUGUUCAAUCUGUUAGAAAACGACACGGAGCAUGUCUCGCAGCUCGUUACCUUUGCUGAGGCACUUUACGAUUUUCACUCUCAAUGCGCUGAUGUUUUGCGUGGCCUGCAGGAGACGCUGCAGGAGAAGCGGGCCGAGGCAGAGAGCCGACCACGCAACGAGUUUGUGCCCAAGACGCUGCUCGAUCUGAACUUGGACGGCGGUGGCGGCGGCCUCAACGAGGACGGUACGCCGUCGCACAUUAGCUCGAGCGCCUCGCCGUUGCCCUCGCCGAUGCGCUCACCCGCCAAGUCAAUGGCCGUAACGCCACAGCGUCAGCAGCAGCCAUGCUGCCAGGCACUCUAUGAUUUCGAGCCCGAAAAUCCGGGCGAGUUAGGCUUUAAGGAGAACGACAUCAUUACUCUUCUAAAUCGUGUUGAUGACAACUGGUAUGAGGGUUCUGUUAAUGGCCGCACCGGCUACUUCCCGCAGUCUUAUGUUCAGGUUCAGGUGCCGCUGCCUAAUGGCAACUAGGUGGUUAUGGUCGAGGCAUGAGCAAAACAAUAAUGUUGGUUUCGUCGCAGUUGGAGCUGAAGCUGGUAGUUGGUUAGAUACAAAUUCGGAUACAAAUACACAGAUACGUUUACAGCUUAGUUAGAAGUGCACGUUCAUGUGGCCAUAAAAAGCAACAAAAUUGAAAAAGAAAAAAGAAAGUUUACAAAUUAAUGUGAAAUUACUACUAGUUGGAAAAACAAUAAUUAACAAAUUAAUUAAAAUUAAAUGGAAGUAAUUAUGUAUAACUAA
Molecule: messenger RNA, 1944 nt
Organism: Scaptodrosophila lebanonensis
Lineage: Eukaryota; Metazoa; Arthropoda; Insecta; Diptera; Drosophilidae
Gene: EndoA
Product: endophilin-A
Exons: 3
Coding region: 565-1674 (369 amino acids)
Biological process (GO): synaptic vesicle uncoating
Cellular component (GO): glutamatergic synapse; cytoplasm; presynapse
Molecular function (GO): protein binding
Source: RefSeq, a predicted model, not a curated record